Molecule: messenger RNA, 2812 nt
Organism: Lucilia cuprina (Australian sheep blowfly)
Lineage: Eukaryota; Metazoa; Arthropoda; Insecta; Diptera; Calliphoridae
Product: nose resistant to fluoxetine protein 6
Exons: 7
Coding region: 198-2666 (822 amino acids)
Molecular function (GO): acyltransferase activity, transferring groups other than amino-acyl groups
Source: RefSeq, a predicted model, not a curated record
GAAGAAAAUAAAUAUUAGUAAUAUAAAAAAAUAUUAUUAAACAAAUAAAUCAAAUAAAUGGUGUAAACAAAUAUUUACUCUUGGCUAAAGUGAAAGUUAUUUUUUUUAACAAAAAAUAAUUUUUGUCAUUUAAACCGUAAUAAUUUAACGAAAUUUCAAAAAAUACAAUAAUAAUUAAAAUAAAAAAUAAAAUCGAAAUGCAUGUGUUUCAUUUAAGCCUAUUGUGGGCUGCACUGCUAGUCCAUAUCACUUGGACUAAGGCAGCCAUCGAUCAAAAUAAUGCCAGUGAAUUGACAAAAUUAACAAAUAUAACAAACAUGCUCAGUGCUAGUGAUCAAAUGACUCCUUUAAAUUUACGUCUUCACGAUGUAAAUCCUUUAGUAAAUUCCUCAAUACCCUCGGAUGCUGAUAUAGUGUCUAAUAUCGAUUUAACGAAUACAUUACGCCUUAAGGAUUUGCUUAAUGUAUUCGAUCUAAAUGUUAUCGCUUCACAGUGGAUUAAUAUUAGAAGCGAAUUUUCAACAAAUUGUUCACAGGAUAUUUAUAAAUAUUUACAAGGAUUAAGCAAUUCCACAUUGUGGUCUGUUAAAAUGGAUGAUGCUUCGGGUCAUUAUGCUUCUGGUUUCUUUUAUGGCAACAACUAUUGGAUGGGUUCAAUGUCUCUAUGUAAAGCCGUCUAUCAUGAUGACGAUGAAGAGGAUCAGAUACGUCGAGAAACUGCCAAAAAUUCUGGACUGCCAUUUGCCAAAGCUCAUACGCAAACUUAUACAUCGGUCUAUAAUGAAAAUCCACCUUUUAUUCCGGGAUUUUAUAUUAUUAAAAUGCUCCUGAAUGAAACAUAUCCAACAAGUGUUGUUCGAACUGUUUAUGUGGGCGUCUGUUUGCCCUCAACUUGCUCUAGUGGAGAUGUUAAAGAAUUGGCCAAAAAUGCUUAUAGAUCAAUAGAAUCACGGGAAAUCAAUAUAUUAGAUGUACGAGUACCUACCGAUCGAGAAUUUAAUAUAUUUGAAGAUCGUACUUUUUGGAUACUAAUAAUUGUAUCAACAAUUGUAAUGCUCUUAAUUCUAACGGGAACCAUGUAUGAGGUGUUUUUAAGAAGACAAUUGCGAGAAGCUUUGCGACAACAGGACAAAGAAAUGAUGAAUAACAGUGAAACUUCUUCGGGUAUUGGUUGUGCUUCCUCCGACUACAGUGAUUCGGUGACGAAUGAAUCCUUGAAAAAAGAAUCCCUUAAAGAAUUGAAUAUAGUCCUAAACUUGCCUCAUACUGUAACAAAUAUAAAUGGUGUUAUUACCAGCAAUAGUACAUCCGAUGAACAUCUAGAAGGACAUUUACAUGAACCCGAGAAACUAAGCAUUUAUUCUGAGCUAUUGUUAUCCUUCUCGGCUAUAACAAAUUUCAAUGCCAUUUGUGAUCGUAAUGUUGGUUCCGAUACUAUACCAUCUAUACAUGGUCUAAGAGCUUUUUCAAUGGCCUGGGUUAUAUUGGGCCAUACUUGUAUUGUAAUAUUUAAAUAUUCCGAUAAUUUAGAAUUGCGCAAAGAUGUAGAAAAGAAUUUCUUCUUCCAAGCCAUUACAAAUGGACCAUUCAGUGUGGAUACUUUCUUCUUUAUCAGUGGUUGUUUGGUAUCAUAUCUAUAUUUCCGCACAAAUGCCAAGGGUAAAUUAAAUAAACUGGCCAAGGGUACCAAUGAAUUCACGAGAUGUACAGCACACUUUUUCGGCUUGGUUAUGUACCGUUUUAUGAGAUUAACCGCUCCUUAUUUGUUUGUCUUGGGCGUGGUGCAAGUGUCAAUGAAAUAUUUGGCCACUUAUUCUAUUUUUGAUCCUCCCACUAAUGAUCACAUAACAUGUCCCGAUUAUUGGUGGCGCAAUAUGCUUUACAUUAACACUCUAUUCCCAGUGGACCAAAUGUGCAUGCUGUGGAGUUGGUAUUUAGCUAAUGAUACACAAUUCUAUAUAAUCGGAGCUAUAAUUCUGAUAGUAUCUGUACGUCACUUUAAGCUAUCAGCUUUUACAACGUGUGUUUUCCUUGUUCUAUCAUGGAUAACUACUGCCAUUAUUGCCUUUACCAAUAAUCAUCGUCCCGAUUCUGAUGAUCCUUUGGCUUUGUUCGAUAAAAUUUAUGAUAAACCUUGGACUCGUUUGGGUCCUUAUUUAAUAGGCAUGGCCGUAGGUUGGAUUCUUUUCCGCACAAGUUGUAAAAUACGUUUAUCGAAACCAACAGUGAUUACUGCCUGGACUUUGGCAUCCCUUAAUUUGUUCGUCUUAGUUUUUGGUCUUUAUCGUGCCGAACUCUCCCAACUUACCGCUGCUCUAUACAGUUCUCUAAGUCAUUCGGCGUGGGCUUUGUCCUUGGCCUGGAUUACUAUUGCCUGUUCUACAGGUUAUGGUGGUUUUGUUAAUACUUUGCUUUCAGCUCCUUGCCUUUAUCCCUUCUCUAGAGUUACAUACUGUGCCUAUUUGGUUCAUCCCAUUGUUAUACGUUCAAUGGCCUUGAAUACGGAUUCACCUUUACAUUUGGGUGGUGAUACAAUGGUUGUCAUGUUCUUUGGGUUUGUGGUGGCCUCUUAUCUACUCUCCUUUGUGGUAUCCAUGUCAUUUGAAGCGCCCGUAGUAACAAUGCUCAAAAUUUUAUCUCCUAGUCGAAAAAAGCGUUUAGCUUAAUUUAUCAAUAACUAAAACAACAACUACGCUUGCAAUUGUUUUAUAUAUUUUAAUUAUGUACAUAAUUAUUUGUUAAGUUUAUUAAAACAAAAAAAAACACGAAACGAAACACUCCUCUAUUUAUCAACGAACUAAUAAUAGAAAAA